AUGUCUCAACCAUUCUCACCAUCAACGGUAGACAAAGGCUUCAUCCUUUCGCCUGCAGCACUCAAGAACCCAUCAACCUCUGAUCAGGUACUUCAGCGUAUUUUGCAAUGGCAUGUCCCCGAGGACCUACUCGCAAAGUUUGCGCCUGAUCUGAACAGAUUUGGCCGUGAGGCAAUUUCUGAAGAGAUCAAUAGCUUGAUUGGCAAUGCAGAGACGCAAGAGCCAUAUAUCAAAACUCGAAAUGUCUGGGGUGCACGGUACAAUGCGGACCGGUUGGUAACUAGUACCGGCUGGAAAGAGCUGGGAAAAUGGGGAGUCAAAAAUGGGUCCAAAUUUCUCGGUGAGGUUGAGCUAAUGGUUUAUGAAUUCAAUAGUGUUGUAGGACUUGGAUAUGAGGAAGAAUAUGGAUCGCAUCGUCGAAUUGUCCAGCACGCAUUAAAACUGAUCGCUCGUGAAAACAACUGGAUCUCAGCUCAGUGGAUGACAGAAAGACCAGGAGGCAGUGAUGUACGCAAUAGUGAAACUUUCGCUGUAUAUUCACCCCUUACAACAAAGACCGGCCGAUUUGGGACUAUUGAAGAAGGAGACUAUCUGCUUUCCGGUUUCAAGUUCUUUUGCAGUGCCACGGACUGUAAUAUUGUCUUGCUUCUAGCCAAAACAGAAUCCGGUGAGCUGUCUCUGUUCGUCGCACCGACAGUAAAGACUGUGAAGAAUUCGGAGGGACAGCCGAGGGAAAUCUCCAACGGCAUUCGCAUUCAUCGACUGAAAAAUAAGAUGGGAACAAAGGAGUUGCCUACCGCGGAGGUCGAAUUACAGAGUGUUCGUGCGCACUUGAUAGGUCCAAAGGAUCGUGGGAUUGCAACAAUUGCUCUAUUGUUGAAUACCACGCGCACGCAUAACUUUAUCACGGCUUUAUCGUGUCUCAGACGUGCACUGGAUAUUGCGAAGUCGUUUGCUCGGACACGAACGACGAUUGACCAGGAGUUAUGGUCGUUUCCGAUGCACCUUAAUGUUUUGUCUCAGCUGGAGGUUAAACAUCGAGGAUGGAUGCAACUUGCUUUCUUUACUUCGUCGCUGCUCAGCUAUGUUGACAAUGGGUUUCCAAAGGAGGCACCAGGUGUAUUCUCGGUUCUGGCGCGAUCCCCCAAGAUUGCGAACAUUGUAUUGCGAGCCUUCACAUCUACUUCCAAGGCGGUGAUCUGUAAAUCUGCCACAUUAGCCUUUCAAGAGUGUCAGGAAGCUAUGGGUGGAGUGGGGUACAUUGAUGAACCGGAAGAGCCCGAAUUCAAUGUGAGUAGACUAUGGCGUGAUACAGCCAGUAACAGUGUAUGGGAAGGCACUACCAACGUCUUGGCUAGCGAAACAGUGCGACAUCUUACCAAUGGACGAAAUCUCAACCUGUUCGACUCAUGGAUGUCGGAUGCAAUGAGUCAAGUCGCGGCGAACGAGCUCAAAGCAAAAUUAUCAAAUGUUUGGGCUGAGCUGAAGAUCAGAAUUGCGGCUGGUCAGACCACUGAUGGUCUGGUGAAUGUCCUCAGUGUCGGGCGUCAAGUGAUGUUCACUCUAGCAUGGUUGGUAUGCGGUACUUUGCUCGCCUUGGAUGCCCAACGUGACAAUGAUGGAGUUGCCCUCGAGGUGGCUCGCCGGUGGAUUUUGGAGGGGCAAGGGGUUCCCGGGGAGUUCGCAUUCCCAGACCUAAUUUAUCAACAGCUGGCAUCAUACCAGAGCCAAAGGCCCACGGGCAAAGAGCGCACAGUGUGGGAUUCACGUAUUGUUUGGGGCGUUGAGCUUCCGGCAACUGCAUCUUUGGGAUAUCGGCCAUCUAAGAUUUAG
This is a messenger RNA of Penicillium angulare, 1833 nucleotides long. RefSeq lists its product as uncharacterized. The transcript has 5 exons. The coding region runs from base 1 to 1833 and encodes 610 amino acids. Lineage: Eukaryota; Fungi; Ascomycota; Eurotiomycetes; Eurotiales; Aspergillaceae. Gene Ontology annotation, molecular function: oxidoreductase activity, acting on the CH-CH group of donors. The record is from RefSeq and is a predicted model, not a curated record.